GCUUCGUUUUACAAACUAAUACGGCGUCGUUUAUAGUCGGAAUCUUUUUGACGGCCCACUUUCUUCUGCUCUUUUUGUUUCUCGAAAUUUCGUGGCCAAAAAAUCCAGAUUUUAGUGUUUAGCCGACGCGAGAGAAAUCCGAUUUGGUAAAAUGUCGUGUACGCAUGAUCACAACUGCGAAGAUCAUGAGUGUUCUUCCGAUUGGUCUCUCUACAAACACAUUGAUCUCUCCAAGGUUUCUGCUCUGAAUGAAUCUGUUUCCGGAAGUGCAAAAUCAGUCUUCAAAGCAUGGGAAGAGAGAUUACAAUCUUCUGGGGAGCAUUUGGAGAGCAAUGAGGGAGACCCUGAAUUGCUUGUUUUUGUACCAUUCACAUCAGACGUCAAGAUCAAGAGCAUAUCAAUUGUUGGUGGCCCUGAAGGAACAAGUCCUUCUAAGUUGAGAGUGUUUAUCAAUCGCGAAGGUAUUGACUUCUCAGAUGCUGAGAGUAUGCAAGCUGUUCAGGAAUGGGAGUUAGCUGAAAAUUUGCAAGGAGUCUUAGAAUACCAGACCAGGUAUUCAAAAUUCCAGAGUGUUGGAAACAUUACAUUGCAUUUCCCUGAGAGCUUUGGAGGUGACACAACUCAAAUACGCUAUAUCGGGUUCAAAGGUGAAGCAACCCAGUUGAAAAGGGAUGUUGUUGCGACAAUCGUAUAUGAGAUUAGACCAAAUCCUUCAGAUCACAAGACAAAAGCUGAGACUGGUGGAGGGUUUUCACAAGUUGAGUGAAGGAAGACAAUAUCUGUCAUGUUUUCUCCUUAACAAGCUUAGACCUAUAUUGACAAACAUAUGUAUGAAAUAAAGUGAGAGACUUGUUUGUGGAAACAUCUCUAUGCUUAAACCCACAUGAGAUCUUUCAGAACUUUUAUUAUGAUGAAAUUUGGUUUAAGCCUAAUCCAUCUUAUAAGUUUUAUCUA
This is a messenger RNA of Arabidopsis lyrata subsp. lyrata, 954 nucleotides long. Its product is annotated as PITH domain-containing protein 1. Lineage: Eukaryota; Viridiplantae; Streptophyta; Magnoliopsida; Brassicales; Brassicaceae. The record is from RefSeq and is a predicted model, not a curated record. The coding region runs from base 152 to 766 and encodes 204 amino acids. The transcript has 10 exons.